UGUCAAAUGUGUCAACUACUGCAAUGACAAAAUCUUUUGUUUUUAAAAAUAAAAUCAGUGAUCAGAACAACACUUUUACUAGUGCAAUCAUUAUUUAUCAAUUUAAUUAAGAAUAUUUGUGAUAUUUGACAAAUUACGUAUUUAUAAAUGUAAAUAUCUCAAUCUAUAUUCAAUUAAGACCAGUUGUAGAAACGAAACAGUAAAAUGUUAACGUGCAAAAUAGUGUCUUCGCGGACUGUGGAGGGCGUCGACAAAGAAAAAAAAUUUGUAGCUUACAUGCUACAAGUCAGACAGGACUCCGCCGAUACACUGGUAUUUGAUCGUGAUCCUGCUAAUGUAGAAAGAAGAUACACCCACUUUUUAGAUUUAUACAAUGGGCUAAGAAAAGAGCAUCCAACUUUGAUGAACAAUGUAUCAUUUCCGCGGAAGAUAGUCGUCGGCAAUUUUGAUCCAAACUUAAUAUCAACCAGAUGUGCAGCUUUUGAAUCACUCCUGAAUAUAGUAGCCAGUGAGUCACGGUUAAGGGAUUCCCCUGCAGCUAUUGCAUUCUUUCAGAAUGCUGAAUUGAAGGAUGCUAGGCGACUAAUCGAAGAGGGAAAGUUUGAUCAAGCUUUAUCUAUAUUAGAGACAAGUUUUAAGUUAUUGAAUAAGGUAUACACAGACAGAUCUCGGGUUGUGUUGAGUGUUCUAUGUAGGAUAGUGGCAUGUGCUGGCGCCAGCGGUGGGGCACUGGCCGGACCGGUGGAAAAGUGGGCUCAGCUAGCACUGAGGAGAUACGAAGCAGUCAGUGACUCUGAUCUUUUAAUCAUUUAUGCACCACUUUUGCACACAUGCAUUUCUAUAUGGGAAACAUUGGGUCGUGACAAGUCGAGGUUGGUUGAGGAAUUGAACUCCCUUCGCAAAAGAGGAAUGAAAGUGGACUCAGUACCUAGUCUUAUGGAUGCCGUGGACGAAUUGGACACAAGCAUUUAAUAUUGUUCCUUUUUAAAGGAAACAUGCUUUAAUUCAUGAGGUUUUUAGACAACAUCUCACUGGUGCGUAUUUUACUGUAAACAAAUCUUUUAACUAAAUUAACCAGUUCAAAAGUAUAUUAUCUUUUAUCUCAAGUUCUGUUAAAUGGACCCAGGAACUGUCAAUUUGGUUCAGAGAUAUGUGUUUAACAAAAUAGGCACGAAUACAACAACCUCUAUGUACUACACACUAGAAUAGGUUAUUCCGAACAAAAAUUGUAUAUAUCGUUUUUGAUAAUUGUAUUUAAAGUUAUUUAAAUACUAGAGGAUAUGUCAAUUACAGGGACGCAAGCUACCUCGGUACCUUUUAUAGAAAUCGAUUAA
Molecule: messenger RNA, 1334 nt
Organism: Maniola jurtina (meadow brown)
Lineage: Eukaryota; Metazoa; Arthropoda; Insecta; Lepidoptera; Nymphalidae
Gene: Snx21
Product: sorting nexin-20
Exons: 4
Coding region: 205-972 (255 amino acids)
Biological process (GO): protein transport
Cellular component (GO): early endosome membrane
Molecular function (GO): phosphatidylinositol phosphate binding
Source: RefSeq, a predicted model, not a curated record